GUUGGCAGCAGGUGUCACAGGAAGUGUGUGCAAGGGAAUAAGAAGAAGCUAACGGAAUUUAAUUGCAAAAAGCCGCUCAAUAUUUCCGACGAAGGAAAACUAGCAUAUAAUAGCUAAAAUGAGUGCUGCUGUGCCCAACCAUCGGAGGACCAAGCCUGGUGGCAUCAAACAGGGGGUUGUGAUCACAGGUGCGUCUGGACCAACCUCCCAGAUCCCUGGUCUGUCCCAGAGCGCGGAUGAAACUAGCCCAGAGGAGAGGACCAGUGGACGGAGAGUGGGGAUAUUUGAGUCUGACUCUGAUUAUGUCAAGCUGGCAAAGGGCGGUGGACACAAAGGGCUGCUGAGUCAUGAUGGUGAUUCCGAGGACAAACCCAAGAAGGCCUACAGUCCUACCAACUGGUUCGGAGGCGAUGAAUCCAAGAGCGGAAGCAAAGCAACGUCUCCUGACAGCCAGAUGAAGGCGGGCAUGCAGCCUCUGGCUGCACCGUUUGGCACUGAUAACGGUUCAACCUGGGAGACUGAUAGAUUUUCCCCUGGUAAAGAUAAGAUGUCUCCUGAUGGCGUCACCGAUCAGCUGGAGGGUCUGACUGUGGCCAACAAAUACAAGCGAACGUGUUAUGAUAAGAAGGCUCCCCCCGUCAGCAUGUCCAUGCUGCUGAGUCAUGGCUACGUUGAGGACAAGAAGAAUUCUCCCAACGAUGACGAUACCUCAAGUGUGACCUCCGAACAGACGAGCACCAUCAUGACGGAGGACGUGGACGACCUGGAUUAGAGCUUGCAGGUUCUCGUCUGGAGGGAAAGGGAGUCCACCUAACACUGGUUCAUGAUUUCACAGAUCCAUGAACACGCCACUUCUCCCUUCUCCAAGUUCACUCUCAUUAAUUGUACAUCCACUGACUGUUAGUUUUGUACUUAUGUUUAUGCAAAGGUACUGUCCUCUCUAUUUAUUUGCUCUGAUUUGUAAAGAGAAUUCACACACAGAUUUUGUUCCAUAGAUGUGUCGGUGCUCGGUGUAUUUUUUAAUUCUCGAUUUCUCGAUUUGAAAGACGAGUUGUGCACAGGGCAGAAAACUAACGCUUCAGAUCUACAGAAGCAGGUUUUGUGUGAUUAUUCCACUUGAAUGACGCUCCUAAACCUGGCUGGAGUCUGGUGUUAGUUUCCCUCCCUGGUUGUAUGAAGAUCGAGUUUGUGAGUUUUCAAAGUAUUUGUGCUAAUGAAAUGUGGUUCCAGUGACGUGAAGUAUUAUUUGUUUUGAUCCAGGGCUCUUGCUCUGUGAAGGGGACGUCGGAGGUUUGUGUGUUCUCGGCUGCGGGGGUUUGAAUGAUCAUUCGUACAGACAGCGACCCUGCAGCCGUGACCGCCUGCCAAGGUGCAUACUGAUGGCCGCAGACGGCAUGGUUUAGUUUGGUUUAAGGGGCCAAAACUGAUUUUUCAGGUUGCUGCUUUGCAAAAGGUUGCACUUCUUUAAUUCUCCCUCGAUAAUCCGGUUGUGUUUGAGUCUUUAAAAUCGAGAAACGUGAAUAUUUAUGACAGCUUUUGUUCAAAGCACCAGAAAAAAAAGCCUAAUUUCAACAAAAAAAAUGUCUCAAGGUGCUGCAAAUUUCUCUGAACUUUUUUUUUAAAUGAGGAAUCUCAUCAGUAAACAGAUACCAAAUGUUUGAUGCAAGUCCAAAUUUGUCUGAAUCUUGGGAAUAAGUAGACUAAAUGUGGGUGUAUUCUGCAUGUUUAAAUCUAAAUUUUUGUGUUAUUGCAGCCUGAUAGCACAGCACUGAUGCAACGACAGAUGAAAUUAAGGAAUGGGGGGGGGAAAGAACCACCUUUUGCAGAGCCACAGGCUGAAAAGCACGUCUGAUAUCGUUCCACAGUCGACUUUUAACAAUGCGAGUUCUGAACAUGCCAACCAAGCAGUGUGUCCCUGCUCAUGCAGUGUUUUUGACUUCGUAGACAUCAGUAGGAGAACGUAGUGUUAGUGCACAGCCUGCACACGCCACAACAAACGUCCAUCUCAUGACAUUUUUUUUUUCUUUUAACUGGUUAGGAGUUUAUUCUCCUCUGAUGAGAGAGACGUUUCUGCAGCAUCACUUUUGAAGAGGAUACUUUGGUCCAGUGGUUCAGAAGAUGAGGAUAACAUUUCCAGAUUUAAGAUUGGCAACAUAUUCUAGUCUUAUGUUUCUACUUAAACUGCCAAAAAUGCACAGAAAAGUAAAGCUAAACAUUAAUAUCCACAAUAUCAUCAUGAAACAGAAAUAUUCUGUAUAUUCUAUAUAGUGCUUCCAAUAAUGAGCAGCUACCAUUUGAACAACCCCUGCAGUUUCACUUUGACACCUCGGAGACCUCUUCAGAGGACGCCUGCAGGUCUGAAAAGUCUUCAAUGUCAUAGAUAUGUUAUGAUAUUUAUCGUUAGAGGUCAUUUUAGUUUUAUCACUGAUUGGAAGCACUGAGAAAUUCCCCUCUGACAUUCCUUAUUCCUUCGUUAUUUAUGUUGUGUUAUUGUAAAAAAUGGUAUUCAUGUGAUACUAAUGAGCCCAUAAAAAGGUGAACCUGCAGGACCUCACUGACCAAAUGAUGGCUUUUGAAAUGUUUCAAAGUCACUUGACAAUUAAAAAUGUCUAAAAUGAUAAUUGGAGAAAAUGUGGCUUCUGUCUUUGUCUUCGAUGCUGAAGUGAAGCGCUGAGUUUUUACUCUUUCGGACAUUUUAAACAAGAAGGUAGAGGGUUUAAUAUUUUCAUGGUUGAAUGGAGGACAUAGGAAACAGAUGAACUGGUCAGACUGGUGAGUGUGGAAGCCAGAUUUUAACACUUUCUUAGUUUGCUCUGUGAAUUUUAACACUUACUCAAGUUUAGUUUGGAUCUUGGCUCGAGAAGUUGGCCUUGCUACUCCAGAACUCUUUGAGACCUACUUCGAGUCUCCCUUCUUUUCCUCCUUUUCUAGCAUGUGUGGCUGCAGAAUAAAUGAGCCUGUCAGGAUAUCUCAAAAAAAGGUAAUGGAUUCUUUUGGCAUUUGACGGACAGCUCAGCCCUGACUCAUUUUAACGCUUAUUAUUUCCGAGGCGUAACUGUGAACCUGAAGGUGACAGUGAAAUCCUAAUCCUACGGGGACAUUUGUCAGGUGGAGAAAAUGCUCUUAGAAUGAAAAAGGAUGCUGAUGAUUUAUUUGGGUAUAACAGCCAGAUUACAGCUCUGAAUUUGUCCCAGUAAAUCCUGAAAAAUUCAUCACCUUCACUUUGGAAAUGAUGCUGCAGAAAGCGACUCUUCCUUCAGGAGACGAGUCGUUUAACUUUACAGCGUUAGAGUUGUCACUGUUUUGCCAACAAGAUCUAUUUAAUGCUAUUUUAUCGUCAUCAUGUGCUAUUUAAAGUGUUCAAGACACUCACAGGUGUUUAGUGACACUGGAUUUUAUUUUGCAGAACAAGAAACUGCAAAUGUAUCGUCAUUUUCAAUAAGGGGUUUCUUUUCAUGAGCUGUUAAAUAUUCAGAGACAGUAUUUACAGUUAAAAAAGGUGUUUUUGUCAAGUGUCUCCAAGUGAGUUUGUGUUCUAUAAGUUAUUGAACAAAUAGUGGAAACUCUUUCAAAGUCCUGCCUUUUAUGCUUUCUUCAUCUGAAAGUGGGUUAAAAUGAAGAAUAAAUGUGCUGGAGGUGAGUGUUUGUAGUGACACAGCUCAGUGUAAGACCUCGCUUAUCUUGAUGACUGCACACUCUUAAUUAUCAUUUCAAUAAAUGGGCAUGUGCAUGUAACCCUG
Messenger RNA from Labrus bergylta (ballan wrasse), 3740 nucleotides. It is a transcript of the gene c24h7orf57, whose product is annotated as chromosome 24 C7orf57 homolog. The record is from RefSeq and is a predicted model, not a curated record. Lineage: Eukaryota; Metazoa; Chordata; Actinopteri; Labriformes; Labridae.